AUGGUUGGAAAUAGGUCAUUAGCACUCAUUGAUAGUCGUCUACAACUUCUUACAGGCAUCAAGAAACCAUUUGGUGGCAUUAGCAUCAUAGCUGUUGGUGAUUUCUUUCAACUAAAACCUGUGAUGGACCGUUGGAUCUUUCAGGAUUUAAAUCAUGAUGCUCAAGCUCUUGCAAACAAUCUUUGGAAGGAACAUUUUUGUAUUUUUGAGUUGGAUGAAAUAAUGCGCCAAAAAGAUGAUCUUGAGUUUGCUCAACUUCUCAAUCGUCUUCGAUACAAUGCAAUGACAGCAGAAGAUAUGAACGUAAUACACAGCUGCAUGAUAACAGAAACGAGUGACAAUUAUCCACAUCAUGCUCCUCAUCUCUUUACACAGAAUUCCAAAGUAGAUGCAUACAACAAUCAGUUGAUUGAAAAACUUGAAGGAGAAAAGGUGACAGUGAAUUCAGUGGAUACUGUUCUUAAGGAUUAUUCAAAGGAACUGAAGGAAAAGCUGUUGAGGUCUCUAUUGAAAGCAGAUGAUGUUAGCAAAACUGCCAAUCUGAUGCAAAAAUUGACUCUUGCUGUUGGGAUGAUAUAUGAUAUCUCAGUCAAUGUUGAUGUAUCUGAUGGUUUAACAAAUGGGUCAUCAUGUAAGGUACAAUUAAUUGAAAGGAGAAUGGAAGGCAUAUCAAGACCAAGCAUCGUUUGGGUAAAUUUUUUUGACUCUGCUAUUGGAAAAAUAACUCGCAAGAAAUACAAACAUUUGUUUCAUGAUGGAAUUACUGAGGACUGGAUACCAAUUUUUGAAGUUCAGCGGUCUUUUGUAUUGAAUUACAAUACUUUUCAGAGAAUUCAAUUUCCAUUACGACCAGCUGCAGGGAAAACAGUUCAUAAAGCCCAAGGCUGCACUGUUGAUGAAAUUGUGAUUGAUUUGUCUCCGACUAAAGUAAGGAAAAAUCCUCAUAUUCAUUAUGUAGCACUAAGUCGGGUACGUUCAGUAGAUCAUCUUCACAUCCUAAAUUUCAAUGAGCAGGCAUUGGCUAUGGAUGAACAAGUGGUAGAGGAAAUGGAAAGAAUGAAAAAAGAUGUACCACUACAACUUUGUUAUGUCCCAUUAUACCAAGUUGAUUUGCUUUCAACAUUUGUAGAUCACUUCAUAAACACUUUGUGCAAAUUCAAAAUGAACCAAAUAUUGUUGCUUCAGAUGUAG
This is a messenger RNA of Saccostrea echinata, 1191 nucleotides long. Its product is annotated as ATP-dependent DNA helicase pif1-like. NCBI's taxonomy places the organism in Eukaryota, Metazoa, Mollusca, Bivalvia, Ostreida, Ostreidae. The transcript has a single exon. The record is from RefSeq and is a predicted model, not a curated record. The coding region runs from base 1 to 1191 and encodes 396 amino acids. Gene Ontology annotation, biological process: DNA repair; telomere maintenance. Gene Ontology annotation, molecular function: DNA helicase activity.